Anisakis simplex (herring worm) is the source of this 936-nucleotide messenger RNA. Lineage: Eukaryota; Metazoa; Nematoda; Chromadorea; Rhabditida; Anisakidae. The record is from the annotation of a GenBank genome assembly.
UCUGCAUUAAGCGAUGUUAGCUUGCCUGCAGCAGGAAGAAGUUACGGCAGUGGGAAUGCAGCUAGUACAUACGAUCGAGUCACUCCAUAUUCGACAAAACGACCCACGUAUUCGUCAACGACGACAGGACGUGCCCCAUCGAUAGGACGCUAUGAAUAUCGCUCCCAAACUCCGAGCUAUUACAGCGAAUCGGAUAGGAAUCCACGCUUUGAGAGAGAUUACAAGUCUAUGUCAAGAUUCUCGACUGAUCAAGAUAAAUCUUCCCCGGAGGAUGUGGAGAAAACCUUUCAAAAGUUAUAUAACCGUUAUGUCCGUGCGGACAGUCGCACCGAAUCAUGUAAAUCGAAAUCGCGCUCUCCUGAAAGCAAUAAAUCGCGAUCAACCUCACGCGAUGAUACACAUCGUGAUUCUGUUACAUCAGCAGGAAAUAAACCAGUUUAUCCUAAAUUCAUAUCGCAUAGUGAAGCUGAAGAAGAAGGGGAUUAUGAUGAAGAGGAAGAGGAAGAGCUGAGUCCGGUUGGGAGUGACGAGGAUGGUGAAGGACAAGACGAUCAACACCAGAAAUUGUCCAAAGCUGAAUUCGCAACGGGCGAUCAGUCCUCUGAGGCUUUGAGUCCUGCAUCAGCAGUUGAUAAAGACAAAGACAAAACACCAACUCAAGAAAAUGUCAAAGCAUCCUCUGGAACAGACUCGACGCCUAACACACCAGAUGCAAUGCAAGCAACUGAAGAAGACUCAAAUACAGAAUCUCAAAUAACUCCUGUUCCGUCGAGUGCAAAUCUGCAUUCGGAUGUAACUGGAGCUGGCACUGAGCAGCUGGACGACGAGGACAGAGAACGUCCUAGAUCAACGACAAACUCCCCAGUUUCGCAAAAUGUCGCAACCGAAAAUUCGAGAUCAGGUCCGUUCAGUAAGGAAUCAAAUUUUUCAUUCUGA